Messenger RNA from Daucus carota subsp. sativus, 1308 nucleotides. RefSeq lists its product as uncharacterized. The transcript is spliced from 6 exons. Lineage: Eukaryota; Viridiplantae; Streptophyta; Magnoliopsida; Apiales; Apiaceae. Gene Ontology annotation, molecular function: RNA binding. The record is from RefSeq and is a predicted model, not a curated record. The coding region runs from base 227 to 1072 and encodes 281 amino acids.
UAUACAAAAAAGGCCACUCAAUCCCUCCUUCUCGCUUACAGCAAAUCAUAGUUUGCAGCUGUCGGAUUCGACUUUCUCCCUUUCUUUUUCCAAAUUUCCCGUUCUAAAACUCCUACAAAACACCUCGUAUAGAUUUCACAUUGUUGCAAUUGCUUCUGUAGUCAGUUCACAUGAUGUACUUAUGUUUGUCAAGCGAAUGCAUCUGUCUGAUUCUUGAAUAGAUGCGAUGGCGUACCAGCAUUAUCGAUCACCUUUCGGGGACACUACGUUUACCAAAGUGUUUGUUGGCGGACUUGCUUGGGAGACGCCUACAAAUGUACUGCAAGAAUAUUUUGAGCAAUUCGGGGAAAUUCUUGAAGCGGUUAUCAUCACUGAUAAAAUUACAGGAAAAUCUAAAGGAUAUGGAUUUGUAACUUUCCGCGAUGCUGAAUCAGCUAGGAGAUCUUGUGCAGAACCGAACCCUGUGAUUGAUGGAAGAAAAGCAAAUUGCAAUAUUGCUUCCCUUGGCCGGCCUAGACCUUCCACGCCUCGAGGAAGAACACAAGAUGGACCAUCAUCAUCAUCAUCAUCCUAUAGUGGAGUGCCGGGAGUGGCAUUAGCUCCACCAGUACCCCCACCACCACCUGUCAUUUAUCCACCUUACGGGUUCGGACCCUACCCUUCUGAUUACGGCUACCACCAAGGCAUGUACAAUCCGCAAGUUCAGCAGCAGCAGGCACAAUAUUAUCAACAGGCAUAUGGAGUGGGAGUGUCAUCUCCAUCAGCAAUAAGCUCACCCUAUUAUUAUGGAUACCCGAUGCACGCUACAAGGGGAACAUUUUAUUCAGGUUCUCAGAGAAUUCCCCCACCACAGUCUUAUCCUUACUAUCCUCAGCUUACACAAAUGCAGCACCACCAGCAGCAACAGGAAUUGCCCUCUUUCCCUAGCUAUCCUCCGGCCCCUCUUCUACUUCAACCACCCCAGCACCCGUUCCCCCCUCCUAGUCCAGAUCCACGGACUACGCAACAUACCUCAAGCGAUGAAACAGAAGGUGGUGCAGAAGUGGUUAUUUCGGAGAGUCCAAAUACAUGAUCAUUGCCAAUGAAGAAGAAGCUACCUCUCCCAGUCACACCAUUCCUAAUCCACAUUCCUGACAUAUCAGUUUUUCUUCAACAUUCAUUCCUUAUUGUUUUCCUCAUCCAAAAUGGUUGUCACCUGUUGCUCUUUACCCUACCCCUCCUUUUUUUAGUUGAAAUUUAACUUUCGACGUACAAUUUUAAAUAUUUUGACCGUAAAAUAAAAAAAUUAAUUAAUUUAUCAUCAGUUAA